GUCUGUAUACGGACCGGAGAAUUUUUCUCAUGAGUAUGCAAUAUUCAAUUGAUUGAGCGUUGAUUGCUGCCAUGUUCUCGGGUUACAUACAUCUCAACAAAAAACCUUCUUCGGUAAUCGCCAAAGGUUAUCAAAUUGAGUAAUGUUCGCGCCCAAUAAUGGACGGGGCCCUUGAGCAACAAGCGGGAAUUCCUAUUCUCUCAAAUUGACAAUUGCAAGUUCGCUUAGAUUGAAACCGUCGCUUGAACGAAAGAACUGACACGAUAGUUCUUCAAGAAGAAGGUGCCGUCUACACCCUUCGUUUCCAUUCUUCCAAUUUAGAUCAGUACAGUACGCGGCCCAAUCUCUGUGCUCUGUAUCUCGAUUCUCCACUCCAAUCCAAUAAAGUCCAAAACUUUGUGCGGGCACCGGAACUCCCCAACUUAUAUUUUGGGAAAGUGGAACUCCCGACUCUAGGAACUCCCAAAUCCCAAUCCAUCCAGGUCCGGCCCCUUUCAUACGUAUGGUCGGUUGUCUUUCUGGCUUAUUUUCCGAACAGGAGUUGCUCGACCAAAUGCCCUGCUCAACUUGCCACCCCGGAUGGAGAACCUUACUUUCUUGGUUCCACUGUCCAAAGAUGAAAGGUGGUUGACUGGUUUCUGGGUGCUCAAAAAGGAUAACAAAGGCAAGACUUGGUAGGUUUCCAGUCUCGGGACUAGUAGGUUGUCCACACGGGAGUGUUUUAUUGCUAAUGGCAACCUAAUCACAGUUUUUCGAAUAGUCAAACUGCUUCUUUCUCUCUUUCCUCUCUCUGAGGUUAAGAACGCUGAAUGAUAACAAUAUCUCACAGGUUCAAUACGUCCUUCAAUCAGUUACCAACCUGCAUCAUGGCAUUAGCAACAUCAUUCCUUCUUUUCUUGUCCUUUUCCUUUUGGUUCAAUGCAUUAGCAACAUCUCAUGCAUCGCCAACCGCUCCAUUUCUCUUCCCUGAAACCAAAUCAACUGUAGUUCCAAAUCCUCGACGUUUCUUCUCUCCCCAUCUCCUCUCGGCUCCUCUUCCCACAAACUCGUUUUUCCAAAACUUUGUGGUCGGAAAAGGUGAGGAACCCGAAUACAUUCAUCCAUAUCUCGUUAAAACCACAACCUCCUCUCUUUCUCUGUCCUACCCAUCUCGCUUGUCCAACUCCUCCCUCGUUCGCCAGGUCUUUGUUCCUGACCUCACCAUCACUUCCUUGAACAAAACUAGCCCACGAUCUAUUCGGAACACACGGCAUAGAAUCUCUUCUUUUAGUGAUCUCAGCGUCACUUUGGAUCUAACUUCCAGUAAUCUCCGCUUCUUCCUCGUUCGGGGAAGCCCUUUCUUGACCUUUCGUACUAUCAGUCGCAGCACCACAGGUCUUUCCAUUUCAACCACCCAUCCCAUCCUCUCGUUCUCUUCCACUGAUUCUCUCACCAAACACACUGCCAAGCUCAACAAUGGCCAGACAUGGCUAUUCUAUACUUCAGUGCCUUUACCUUUGACUCAUAGCACAUCUCAGAUUACUUCCUCGGACUUCUCUGGAGUUAUACGGAUUGCUAACUUACCUGAUUCCAACGCAAAAUAUGAGGCAAUACUUGAUAAGUACAGCCCGUGCUAUCCAAUUUCAGGUCAUGUGGAAUUGACUAUGCCUUUUCGUUUGGAGUACACAUGGAAGAAAGAGGGGAGAGGAAAGCUGCUGCUGCUGGCACACCCUCUCCAUCGCCGCCUGUUGUCAGGCAACAAUGUCUUAGCGGGUUUCAAGUACAAAAGUAUUGAUGGUGAUCUUGUGGGUGUUAUAGGAUAUUCGUGGGUGUUGAAACUGAAACCCGUUCCAGUUACUUGGCAUUCCAUUGGAGGAAUAAGGGGGAAACACUUCCCUGAAAUUGUUUCUGCACUACAAGACGACGUUGAUGCGCUGAAUUCAACAACAAUAUCAACAUCAUCAUCUUAUUUCUAUGGAAAAUCAGUUGCGAGAGCUGCAAGGUUGGCCCUGAUUGCAGAAGAAGUGAGGUUUCCCAAGGCAAUUCCGCUGGUGGCCAAGUUCUUGAGAGAUUCGAUUCAACCGUGGUUAGAUGGAAACUAUGGCAGGAAUGGGUUUUUGUAUGAAAGGCAAUGGAGCGGUCUUGUCACUAAAUUAGGAUCCUCAAAUUCCACCGAGGACUUUGGGUUUGGAAUAUAUAAUGAUCAUCAUUUCCAUUUGGGCUACUUUGCUUAUGCAAUUGCAGUGCUUGCAAAGAUUGACCCGGAAUGGGGGAGGCAGUAUAAGCCACUAGCUUAUUCACUCAUGGCCGACUACAUGAACAUAGGCCUCGGAUCAUUUUCCUAUUCUUUUUAUCCUCAGGUUAGAUGCUUUGAUCUGUGGAAAUUACACUCUUGGGCUGCAGGGCUGUAUAAUUUUUCUGAUGGGCGAAAUCAGGAGAGCACAAGUGAAGCAGUAAAUGCAUAUUAUUCAGCCGCACUGUUGGGAUUAGCCUAUAAAGACAACCAUCUUAAGGGUAUUGGAUCAACACUUGCCGCAUUGGAGAUUCUGUCUGCUCAAACAUGGUGGCAUGUGAGAAAGGGAGACGAUAUGUAUGGGAAAGAAUUCACCAAGAAGAAUAGGUUGGUAGGCAUUUUGUGGGCUAACAUGAGGGACUCCAAACUUUGGUUUGCUCCAGCUGAGUUGAAAGCUUGCAGAUUGGGAAUUCAGGUCCUUCCCAUAUCACCAAUCACAGAGGUAUUAUUCUCUGAUGCUGAUUUUGCUAGAGAUGUUGUUGAGUGGGCAUCCCCAUCUUUGACCUUGAGUGGAGUGGGAGAAAGCUGGAAGGACUUUGUCUAUGCUUUGAAAGGAAUAUACAACUAUGGCAGUGCGAUAAACAGUAUCAGGAAGUUGAAGGUACAUGACGAUGGAAAUUCCCUUGCCAAUCUUUUAUGGUGGAUUCACAGUCGAGGGGGUUGAAAUCUUUAAACAAGCAGAUCUCCUUGAAACAAUUUUCUUAUCUUUCUCUGCAAGCUUCCUUCGAUGGUUGCUCUUAAGUUUUUUGGGUGCUCAAAAUAGUAUCGUCAUCAUUGCUCAUUAGAUGAAUGCAUGAUUUGUCAGUUUAAAUCGAUUACUCGUAUUCAGUUGGAUUUCAAUAAAAUUUUAUUCACUUUAAACC
Messenger RNA from Juglans microcarpa x Juglans regia, 3135 nucleotides. Its product is annotated as endo-1,3(4)-beta-glucanase 1-like. The coding region runs from base 810 to 2936 and encodes 708 amino acids. Lineage: Eukaryota; Viridiplantae; Streptophyta; Magnoliopsida; Fagales; Juglandaceae. The record is from RefSeq and is a predicted model, not a curated record. Gene Ontology annotation, molecular function: endo-1,3(4)-beta-glucanase activity. The transcript has a single exon.